AGUUUUUAGUUUAAUCUAGACCAUUAGAUGCACCUAACAAUGAGUAGUCUAAAUUAUUUUCUUUUUUCUGAUUAACGUGAUAAUUUUAUGACUUUAAAAAGCGAACAUUGUGGCUCAUUUUUCAUCUCAAAUAAUAAUAUAAUAGAUACGCUCUCAGAAUUUUAAGCCUACAGAGAAUUUUGUAAGAUUGUCACAAGUAGAACCAGCACUAUUUAAUUAUUUAUAUUGAAAUAAAUACAUCAUUAUUCUUACAAUCAUACUCACAGACGACAAGCGUGCUCUGAAAUGAUGAUUUCAGUGACAGUCGGUGUUUUUCUUUCUUCGAUGUUACUGUACUCACGGGCCUGCUCAUGAGGAUUUUACAGCUUUAACUCCAAAUUCAUAUGCUAGUAUUACAAAAUUUGAACACCCUAAUCCAUUCAAAUCUAGUGAAUGUGUAAUAAUUUGCUAUAUUCUUGGUAUCUUUUACGAGAAGAGUUCCUGGUGUGUCAAUAUACUCCACAUCCUGAAGCCAACUGAGAAGGACGAGAAGGCUUAAGAAAAACAAAGAAAAAGGAGAUGGUGACAGAAACAUAAACAUACGAGGAGGAAAUGGAAAAUGGAAAUCCACUACGUGUUUUGCACUAUCCACAGGCCACAUGUCACCAAACGUAAAACGUCGUGCAAUAGACUUCUUUAGGAAUUGCGCUCGAACUUUGUUAAAUUAAUUUCAGUACGAAAUUGCGAAGUUAUUUGACCCCUUCUGUUUACCUGAUCACAACACAAAAUAAUCAAUCCCCUUUAUUCAUAGUAGUUAUCAAUUGCAUUUAGAUUUUUUUUUCCCCAAAGAAUCGGCACUACCAUGUAACUAAUUUUUUGCUUCUCGGUGAUGAUUCUGCCAACAGGGUUGGAAUGCAAACUAAUGAAAUUCCAUAAUCCACAAACAUAGUAGCUAUCGACAUAUUCAGAUUCUUCAGCAAGGUGCCACACCAACCCUAGGUACUAGUGCCGAUACUCGCCCCGCCAAUCGUUGGUGUGCCCACGCGAUUUAACCACUUAAAAGACAAGUCCAAACUCCAAAGGAUUAAUGAAACCUAGCUCCAGCAGCCCAAGCUGUAUAGAUAUAUACACACACCAUUGAUUGCACUCAUCUAUACUUGCUGGUUCAGAGAAAGAAGAUACCCCAGAAAUAAUUCUGUGCACAUGAUAUCUUGGUAUAUGGUUCGCAUCAUUUAAGCCACUUGUGCUCCAAAGUCUUCUUUCCUUCGUUUUUUUAAAAAAAGUCUUCUUUCCUUAAAUUCCAGCGUCAUUUCUUAACUUCUCCGGUCUGAGUCAGCGAAAGGAAAAAUAUUGCCCAAAUCAUCCUACUGCGUCUCCCCGUUGCUACGAUGCCCGGGUUUGUCGUGCCAGACGAUCUUAAAUUAUUGUGUUCAACUCUUCAUGGCAUUAAAAAUAGUCUUGUUCUUUCCUUGACUUAAAAUUCACGCGCCCAUAUAUUCAGCUUACAACACUAUUGCAGCGUAUGAAAUUCAUUGCAGAAUCCAUAGAGGAAUGAGGAGGAAGCUCCACAGCAGGCUUCGAGGCUGAAGAAGAUAUUUCCCGGAGAGAUCAGAACAAGCAACGAGCGAAAUGACGUCGCAGAAGGACCUCUUUGAUGUUUCAGGGCCCACGUAUUUGACGUAUGUGAACUGGAACUGUCCGCACCACCGGCGAUCAGUCAUGGCGAGCCUUGUCCAGGGCGUGUACGUCCUGGAGCGCGACCGGCAGUGGAACCGGCAGGGCCCCGACGCCCGCGCGCCGGCAUGGUGGAGGUUCUUCCACUUCGAGAUGAGGCAGGUGCUCGUCGACGCCGCCGACAACUCCAUCUUCGGCGCCGUCUACGUGUUCCAGCCGCCUCUCCACCUCCUCGACCCAACGGCCGCCGCCAGCGCCCCGCACUACGUCGUCGCCUUUCGCGGCACCAUCACCAAGAAGGGCUCGGCGAAGCGGGACCUCGAGCUCGACCUCCAGCUGGUCCGCAACGGGCUCGAGCGUAAGUCCCGCUUCGGCGCCGGCAUGCAGGCCAUCCACGACGCCGUGGCGGCGGCUGCGGGGCAGCACGACCGCGUCUGGCUGGCGGGCCACUCGCUGGGUUCCGCCAUCUCGACGCUGGGCGCCAAGACCAUGGCCAGGGCGGGCGUCGUCCUGCCCACGUUCCUCUUCAACGCGCCGUUCGUGUCGGCGCCGGUGGAGCAGAUCGGGGACCGGUGGGUGAGGCAGGGCAUCCGCAUCGCCAACAGCUUCGUCACGGCCGGUGUGGCCGCCGCCCUGCAGAAGGGCCACGGCGGCGUCCACGACGCGUCGUUCGCGGCGCUGGCGGCGUGGGUGCCGAACGUGUUCGUGAACCCGGCGGACCCUAUCAGCGCGGAGUACGUGGGGUACUUCGACCACCGCAGGAAGAUGGAGGAAAUCGGCGCGGGCGCCGUGGGGAGGCUGGCGACGAGGAACUCGGUGAAGGACCUGCUGCUGGGCAUCGGGAAGGGAGGCGGCGGCUGUGAGCCGCUGCACCUGUUCCCGUCGGCCGUCCUGACGGUGAACCGCGGGCCGUCGCCGGACUUCAAGGCGGCGCACGGGAUCCACCAGUGGUGGAGGACGGACCUGGCGCUGGAAUGCAGCGCUCAUUACUACUCUUGAUAUCAACGCUUAAACUUCGGAGUCGAUUGAAUUCUUGAAACUGAAACACAGGUUUCAUGAACCAUCUUUAGAUUCUUGAAACUGAUCCAUACCAUUCUUCGGAGCAAGCUCCGCCGCCACCUCGUCUAAGGCAGGAGACGAGUUGGUGCUCCCUCCCCCUCGAAUCUUCGAUUGUCCAUCUUCAACAAAAUCGGUUGUCGCUGCACCAUUUCUUCUUGGAUGACGGACUACGGUUGAAGCAGAGAUUGACAUUAAGAGAAGGCGUAGUGUACAUUUAGAGAUAGGGUACACAAGAAACCAUGGUUGCACAACGUGGGUGAGCGACGAUAUGGCGUGACAACGUUCUUGUUUCGAGCCAUAGCUUUGGAGGAGAACAGUGAGCCAUGACAAUGGUGGAUGAGUUGGGGGCGGGUGGCAACCCCGAUUGGGGAGUUUGGGAGGUGCCAUGAGGUUUCAACAGCGACGAGGGGUGAUGGCAGUAGGAGCGUGACAUACGACGAACUUGCUGAGAGCAUUAGACGAUUCAUGAGGGAGUCGUAGGGCAUGCUUGGUUAUUUACCGCACAUGGCUUUACCCAACUUUCAACAUUAUAGUCUCGGGUAGUAUCAGUGUCAAAUUUUCUUACCAAAAGUUUGGGCUGCCAUAGUUUUUAUAAUGAA
Molecule: messenger RNA, 3311 nt
Organism: Phragmites australis (common reed)
Lineage: Eukaryota; Viridiplantae; Streptophyta; Magnoliopsida; Poales; Poaceae
Product: GDSL esterase/lipase At4g10955-like
Exons: 3
Coding region: 1609-2652 (347 amino acids)
Source: RefSeq, a predicted model, not a curated record